Messenger RNA from Thrips palmi, 6170 nucleotides. It is a transcript of the gene syd, whose product is annotated as JNK-interacting protein 3. Gene Ontology annotation, cellular component: cytoplasm. Bases 164 to 3967 code for a protein of 1267 amino acids. Gene Ontology annotation, biological process: vesicle-mediated transport. Gene Ontology annotation, molecular function: signaling receptor complex adaptor activity; JUN kinase binding; MAP kinase scaffold activity. The record is from RefSeq and is a predicted model, not a curated record. The transcript has 28 exons. NCBI's taxonomy places the organism in Eukaryota, Metazoa, Arthropoda, Insecta, Thysanoptera, Thripidae.
UUCUUAGAAGGCGUUUAAAAUGGGGUCAGUGUUUGGCAAAAUGUCAUCAGCAGAAAGGGACAAGCCCUUUUAAUAUGCUCUGGGAACAGUGGUUUUAUUUGAAUUGCUCAGUGUGUAGUUUAAAACUUUAAAUACUCUUCUGUAGUGGCGCAAAUUCGUAGAAAUGGAGAUGGAGCAAGAAACUGUUUAUGGGACUCAUGAAGACUCCCAUGUUGUCAUGUCAGAAAAGGUCCAGUCUCUAGCUGGUAGUGUUUACCAGGAAUUUGAGAAAAUGAUAAGCAAAUAUGAUGACGACGUUGUAAAAGACCUUAUGCCGUUAGUCGUCAACGUGCUCGAGUGUCUUGACAUAUCAUAUACUCAAAACCAGGAGCAUGAAGUAGAAUUAGAAUUGUUGAGGGAAGACAAUGAGCAGCUGGUGACACAAUAUGAAAGAGAGAAGCAAUUAAGGAAAAGCUCAGAACAGAAACUAUUAGAAGCUGAAGAUGCUACUGAGGAUGAACGAAAAGAGCUUCAGAGCAAAAUUGAAAGCCUUGAAUCAAUUGUGCGAAUGCUGGAGUUAAAGGGGAAAAAUGCUUCUGACCAUGUAUAUCGCCUGGAAGAGAAAGAAUCGGAAAUGAAGAGAGAUUAUUCAAAACUUCAUGAACGGUACACUGAUUUACUUAAGACUCACAUGGAUACUAUGGAAAGGACUAAACUAAUGAUGGGAACAACAGAUCGUCUUGAUCCCUCAGGAAGGUCAAGACCCCCUACAAUGUCUUCCUUAAACCCUAUGAACAGGUCUAGUGGGCCAGUGUCUUACGGAUUUGCAUCCUUGGAAGCUGGACCACAGUCUGUCUCUAGCCCAGUUGAGUUUGCACCUUCGGCAUCCUCUCCUACUACUAGUCUUCAAAAUGAGCUGGAGGAAACUCAGUCUCCUAUAAGAGAUAUUUCUCCUGAUCGAUCAUUUUCAAAGUUGCCAUCUCCUGACAAAAUAGGUUGGUCUGAGAGCCUUAGUCCUACAAGUAAAGAUUCAAGUCCUGACACUGAAGAUUUCCCUCCUACUCAACCAGCUGGCAAAAGUCAUACUAAACGAGAGCAACGAAGUGGAAACACACUAUACCAAGAACUCAGUUUCCAAGAUGUUGAGGCUUUGGGAGAAAUGGAUGAAGGUGCUGACAUCACAGGAAGCUGGGUUCACCCUGGAGAAUACGCCUCAUCUGACAGCGACAGUGAAACUGAAGUACGCGGCAAAAUUGCUCACGCUGUUAAUGACAACUUCUUUGGAAUGGGAAAAGAGGUGGAAAAUCUCAUUAUGGAAAACAAUGAGCUCCUGGCAACCAAGAAUGCUUUGAAUAUUGUCAAGGAUGAUCUAAUUAUCAAAGUAGAUGAACUUACAAGCGAGAAUGAGUUUCUGCAAGAAAAGAAGAAAAAAUGGCUGUCUUCAGAGGCAGCACUAAAGCAGCAAAUCCGAGACCUGGAGGAAGAGCUAAAGAAGGCCAAAGAAGAGGCAGACAAAGCUCUUAAGGCCAACAAAUCAGAUGAUGAAGAGGAUGUGCCUAUGGCCCAAAGAAAAAGAUUUACAAGAGUUGAAAUGGCUCGUGUUCUAAUGGAACGUAAUCAAUACAAGGAACGUUUCAUGGAGCUCCAAGAUGCUGUGCGAUGGACUGAAUUAGUUCGAGCGUCUCGCAAUGACCCUAAUUUAGAUCGCAAAAGUAAACAAAGUAUUUGGAAAUUUUUUAGUAACCUAUUUACUCCAACUGAUCGCCCUGUACCGACUGGUAAGUCCCAGCACAUGGGUGUACGGUUCAAUGCUCCUACUCACCAAGUCAGUCCUGCUGGGCCUUUGGGCUCUAUGCGCCAACGUACUCGCACUGAACGUAAACGGGCUGGUGACUUCAUGGAGUCUUCUGAUGUGAAUAAUGAGAAGCUGGCUUUGCGGAGGCAGACGGAGAGGCGGGAGCAGUAUCGGCAGGUGCGCGCUCACGUGGAGAAGGACGACGGGCGCCUCAGGGCGUACGGCUGGAGCUUGCCCGCCAAGGUGCCGAGCCAAGGCACUCCCGGGCAAGCGCAAGGAAUCUUGGGGGUCGGGGCUCUCACUUCCUCGGGGACGAGUCUGCCCAGGCCCAGCAGCGCGGAGCCUGUGCCCGUGCCAGUGUACUGCCGCCCCUUGACGGAGACGGAGCCGGGAGUCAAGCCCUUGCAGAUAUGGUGCGCUGCCGGGGUCAACCUUAGUGGUGGCAAAACUAGAGAUGGUGGGUCCAUAGUCGGAGCUAGUAUUUUUUAUCAUCCAAAUCCUUCUGAAGAAUCUAGUGCCAAUUUAUCCAGCAAUGAUGAUAAGCCAAGUCCUGUGCGGAGCUUAGAAGAAGAACUUGAGGAGGGAGAGAGACUUGCAAGGGCAGGAGAGACAGAAGAGCAACAGCUGUCAUCCUUAGUAUGGAUAUGCACAUCAACUCAUAAAAUGAGUCGUGUAACAGUAGUUGAUGCUAACAACCCAGCUGAUGUGCUGAAGGCAUUCAAUGUAUGCUCAUCACACUUGUUGUGUAUUGCAAGUGUACCUGGUGCGAGAGAAAGUGAUUAUCCUGCCACAGAAGAGGUUCAAGAAACUGAUAGUAAAUUGUCUGGCAAUGAUGACACAACAUCUCAAGAAAUAAAAGUGAACUCGGCAGUUGACAGUGACUCAAUAAGUACUCAGCCAGAUAGUUCAGCUGAUGAUAGUGAAGCAUGCAUUGGCCGCAUAACAUUAGUGAGUUGUGCCACAGGAAGUGAAGCACCUGGGCCUCCCUUGGGGGACUUCGUAGCACCAAAGUUGUCAUCACAAAUAGAGGUGGAACUUGGAGGGUUAGGGGAAGAGGCUGAAGACAUAAGCCCUCCAAGGAGGUUAGUGAAGGAAGUUAGCGGUCUUGUCAAGGAUGGUCUCUCCCAACAUUCGAAAGAUAAUGAUGAGCUGGUAAAUGAAAAUUUGGAGCAGAUGAGUAGUGUUCUUCCCACAAUGUGGUUGGGUGCUCAGAGUGGUGAUAUUUAUGUACAUUCUGCUGUCACCCAAUGGGGUCGAUGUCUUCACAGUGUUCACCUUAAGGACUCUGUAUUAAGUAUAGUACACAUUCAUGGAAGGGUUCUUGCAGCUUUAGCAAAUGGAACAGUUGUUGUAUUCAGACGUGGUUUGGAUGGUCAGUGGAACCUAAAUAACUACCAUAUUGUUGACCUUGGUCCACAACACCAUUCAAUUCGUUGCAUGGUCUCAGUUCAUGGACGUGUUUGGUGUGGUUAUCGCAACAAAAUUCAUGUCUUGGAUCCUCGUUCGCUUAAAGUGGAGAAAACUUUUGAUGCUCAUCCACGCAAAGAAAGUCAAGUGCGUCAAAUGGCCUGGCUCGGAGAUGGAGUUUGGGUGACAAUUCGCCUUGAUUCAACCCUUCGGUUAUACCAUGCUCAUACAUACCAACACUUGCAAGAUGUAGACAUUGAGCCUUAUGUGAGCAAAAUGCUUGGCACUGGAAAGUUGGGCUUCUCAUUUGCCCGUAUCACAGCACUCCUUAUCUCAUCAUCUAGAUUAUGGAUAGGCACAGGAAAUGGUGUUAUAAUAUCGGUUCCUCUUUCAGAGAGUGCUGGUGGUGCAGGCAACAUUAUUGGUGCGGCAAGAGGCCCGGGAUCUGUUGUUCGUGUUUAUGCUGAUGCUCAAACAAACCGGGUUACUCCUGGCAGUUUUAUUCCUUAUUGCUCUAUGGCACAAGCUCAGCUUUCUUUCCAUGGCCAUAGAGAAGCUGUAAAAUUCUUUGUGUCUGUGCCAGGUUCAGGCGGCCUCUCUGCAGCUACAUCUGCUCCAGUUGAAACCCCAACUGUUGAUAAUUUACCAGAUUCUGAAAAACCUUAUUCAAUGCUGGUGAUGUCUGGAGGUGAAGGAUACAUUGACUUCAGAGUGGAAGAUGACGCGGACGAGGCUCAGGACUCUGCAUCGCACCUCAUAGUAUGGCAGUUGUUGCCAGCCCGGUGAGGAAGAUGAUGACGACGGAGAAGCAGAAGUAGUGCCGUCCACUCAAGAAACCUCUCAAACCCUUAGCCGUGGAGUACAGAGUCAUCUCAUUGUUUGGCAGGUUAUGCGUUAGGCUUCAAUCUUAGGCAAUCAUUUUUUUAAGUUCUCGAGGUCCUGUCAUUGAUUAUGCAAGAAUAGUCUGCAACCUUUGUUUAGUUGGUCUAAACUGUUGUCAUUGUUUCUUCAGUUUUUAUGAACUGGUAUUUAUUUAAAUUAUUGUUCAUCACUUAUGGGUUUGGCAUCUGUCUAGUCUUGACGUUGCAUUUAGUUGCCAUAGUUAGGAAAACUUAAUUUCAUCCAAGUGGUAUGUGCGGAGGCACCACGACCAAACAAGUAGUGUAUGAUCUGGAUUAUUAUGUUGCUUGAAUAGAGCAACUUCUGCUAUGCAGAAGUGUCAAUUACAGUUUUAACCCUCUUUUUCAUUAUUUUGAUCUUAAAAUUGUAACAAAUGCUUGUGAAUUGGGUUCAAGCAAAAAGAAAAGGUAUCUGAUGAAUUUUUUUCUGGUUGCCAAAUAAUGUUACAGUUAUGAGAUACCAAGUUUAGGAUUCUUUGCCGCGACUUAAUACUUAUGUGAUUAUUGUAUUUUGUACAAAAAUACAUUGUAAUAGUUUAUUUCAUUUUUAAUUUAUGUCUUGUGUCUAGUCGCGGUCUACCGGGCAUCUCUUUUGAUAAUUUAUUGUCUAUUUUUUGGCAUUUACUUUGUUAAUUUCACAUUAUUCUGUGAUUCAUCUAUGGAAUAAGAUUACCGUUGCAGUUCUUGCCAGAUGUCCUGCUUGGGCUAAGCUUGCACUAGUCUCAUAAACCAUUUCGUUUGAAAAAGAGUUUGAAAAGAAUUGUAGUGCCCUUGGAUACUUGACAGAAUUCACUGUACUUUGAAACAAUAGGAAUUCGUUCUGAAUUCCGAAGUGUGUUCAUUGUUGCUCAAAUGAUCUAAUUCCAACCAGCUCACACAUGGCUUUAAGCUUUUGGACAUUGAAAUCACUGUUUUCCCCUUGUUUCAAUUCUGUUUUAUGAGUGAUUCAUUCGAUUUUUUGACCAAUUUUCAGUUAGCCUCUGUUCUGUUUUCAAAGCUGUCAAUGGUCCUUUGCAAAACAAAUUAUUAUGAUAAUAGGGUGGCCUUUUGUUGAUUCCUCAUUGACGGUGAAUCUUUUAAUCAUUUAAUCAACCUUGCAGUUAAGUUUAGAGAAUGUCUUUUGACUACUAUCAAAUGACCUUAUCUCACUUAAGUUUGUUGCUUCUCUUUUGCCUCUUUUUACCCUCACUAUGGCUAAUCUCUAAUCUUAAACCUUUACAAAUGCAGUAGUCAUAUGCAUAUUUUUUUUUUUUUUUUUUUGUCUUCUGCUUAAAUUUUUGCACUUCCUGAGAAAUAAUAUUUAGUCAGCAUAGAGUAUUAGUUUUGUGUAUAUCCCCCCCCUUCCCCAUUUCCUUUUAAUUUUUUUUCUUAAAAGUGAUUGAGUUUAAUGUUGUUUUUAAUAUUAAAAAUGAUUGUGCAAACAAAUGUAAUUAGGAACUAUUACAUUAAUUUUAAUUGUAAUAAAGUGUGAUGACUGUUACGACUCACAUACGUGAUAUUACUUGAAAAGCAAACAAAAGCUUGUACAGAUUGUACUUUUGUAAAGUUGUCAAUGUGUGUACAGUGUAAGUGUUUUGUAUUAUUAAGUAUCAAUUCUUUAAAAAUGAUGGUUCAUUACAUUCUCAGUUGUGCAUAAGCUACCUGGCGGUGACUAUGUAGUUCAGUUCUGUUGGAGUAAACUGACAUGCUCUAUUAACUGAGAAUUUAUGACAUCUACACUUGGAAGUCUCAAGUUAAUUUGGCUAAGAUAUUUUUCUGAUAAAAGGUAAGCCUAUUGUACAUUUGAUUUCUUUGUCAGUCACAACUUCUCAAUUGUACAGAUAGUUUUAAAAAAAUAACAAAAGAAAAACAUUCAGCAGUGGACAAUGUUUUAAGUUCAGAAGUGUAAUAGAAUGGAGUCUGACUGGUCAUGUAUAGAUAACGUAUUGAAUUGUGAUAAAAUUUGUCUUGUAUGCUUUGCUUUGUACCAAAUAUUUUUCUUUCUGUUUUUUUUUUUUAAAUAUGCAUAUAAUUGAUGUGUGAGUAUGGUUGUUACAAGGUAUUUUGCAUAUAUACAUAUAACCAAAUAUUAAAAAGCAAAAACUAUAGAA